This is a messenger RNA of Cetraspora pellucida, 1446 nucleotides long. The record is from the annotation of a GenBank genome assembly. Lineage: Eukaryota; Fungi; Glomeromycota; Glomeromycetes; Diversisporales; Gigasporaceae.
AUGUGCGGCUUGUUCUUGACCCCUUAUCUCUUGAAGAAUAAAACUUUCGACGGUAUAUUAGUCGACGGGCUCAAUGCUCGAAUUCUUACCUUCAAGAAUACGGAAUAUGUAAUAAUAAGAAACAAAAGAUAUCGAAUUGUUCAUAUUGUUCACCAACUUGGAUCAAUAGUCCCUUUAGUAGUACUUAUACAUGGAAUCGGUGGUCAGGUUGCACAGUGGGAAUAUCAAUUAGAAUAUUUUUCUUCCACUGCAAAUGUAUUGGCUAUUGAUUUGUUAGGAUGUGGAAGAAGUGAUAUUUCAAAGAGUGAAACUAUGGUAUUCAUUUGUCAUUCAUAUGGUUGUUGCCUAGGUACAUUUUUGUACCAACGGUUCAAAAAUACUGUUAAAGCUAUGACCUUCAUUUCGGUUAAAGCUGAUAUAAGUGACAAAGAAUUGAAACAACGAAAAACCAUUCAAUCCUACCCUGAUGUAUUUUUUGAUGUUUUCCGCGUCUUAUUUGAUCGUCGCGGUGGAAUCAAUUCUUAUAGUGUUAAUCGUAUGUUGCAUAAAGAUGCGAGCGUUGGAUUACGAACAAAACAAUUAAAAUGGAAUAAACAAUCAAAAACUUUUGUGUGGAAACGAAUGCUUGGUGGUUUUAAAUGGAUAACUCGUGAUGAUAUUCGCAUGAUUCAAUGUCCGUUGUUGCUUAUAGCAGGUCAAGAGUGUGACAUGAUCCAUAUUCAUGAAUGGUGUACUUCACCAAAUACACCUGAUCCAGUGAUGAUUCCACAUGCGGGACAUAAUCCAAUGGUGGAAAACCCUGACCUCGUCAACUUGAUCAUUAAUGAUUUUCUAAUAAAGGCAUCUGGAUUGAAUACAGUUGAUCCUGCGUGGCAAAUUGUUUAUAAAACAAAAGAUGAAAAUAAAUGGUCCAUGAAAAAUUAUCAAAAGUGGAAACAAACUCCAACGAUAGCUGACCGAACUGUCAAUAGUACAUUGUUUAGACCAAUGAAGGUUAUGCGGCAAGUUGACGAAGAACAUUCUCCAGAAAUAUUUAUAGCGCAGCAUCCAGAGAUAGGAUUUAUCAUUGAUAUAACCAAAGAUCCACCACCUUAUAGAACACAAGACUUUGAUAAUUCACAUAUUAAAUAUAACAAACUAAGUACAGCAAGCAAAAUUCCACCAUCACGAGAAGAAGUACGGAUGUUUAUUCAAAUUGCCAAAGAUGCGUGGAGUAAAAAACCUGAUAAACAAAUCGCUGUUCAUUGUCAUUAUGGGUUUAAUCGGACAGGGUUCAUGAUCUGUUGUUAUAUGAUCGAAGAAUUGCACAUCUCAGUAUCUGAUGCAAUUCACUAUUUUGAAGAGGCAAGACGGCCGAGAGGCAUCAAACAUCGUCAUUUCAAAGAGGAACUAUAUUUGCGGUAUGAACCACCUCCUAGAAUUAAUUUGAACGAUUCAGAGAUUUAG